GCAUGUGAAGAAGAAAAAAAGGCAUGUGGAGAAGAAAAAAAGGCAUGUGGAGAAGAAAAAAAGGCAUGUGAAGAAGAAAAAAAGGCAUGUGGAGAAGAAAAAAAGGCAUGUGGAGAAGAAAAAAAGGCAUGUGGAGAAGAAAAAAAGGCAUGUGAAGAAGAAAAAAAGGCAUGUGGAGAAGAAAAAAAGGCAUGUGGAGAAGAAAAAAAGGCAUGUGGAGAAGAAAAAAAGGCAUGUGAAGAAGAAAAAAAAGCAUGUGGAGAAGAAAAAAAGGCAUGUGAAGAAGAAAAAGGCAUGUGAAGAAGAAAAAAAGGCAUGUGAAGAAGAAAAAAAGGCAUGUGAAGAAGAAAAAGGCAUGUGAAGAAGAAAAAGGCAUGUGAAGAAGAAAAAAGGCAUGUGAAGAAGAAAAAGGCAUGUGAAGAAGAAAAAGGCAUGUGAAGAAGAAAAAAAGGCAUGUGAAGAAGAAAAAAAGGCAUGUGGAGAAGAAAAAAAAGGCAUGUGGAGAAGAAGAAAAAGGCAUGUGAAGAAGAAAAAGGCAUGUGAAGAAGAAAAAGGCAUGUGUAGAAGAAAAAGGCAUGUGAAGAAGAAAAAGGCAUGUGAAGAAGAAAAAGGCAUGUGAAGAAGAAAAAGGCAUGUGAAGAAGAAAAAGGCAUGUGAAGAAGAAAAAGGCAUGUGAAGAAGAAAAAGGCAUGUGAAGAAGAAAAAGGCAUGUGAAGAAGAAAAAGGCAUGUGAAGGACUCGAGAACAUAAAGGCAAAAGAUUCUGAAUGCAAAGCGCUAUGUUCUGAGAAAACAAUGCACAGCUCAUCCCCCGUGUAACACCAUCCCUACCGUGAAGCAUGGUGGUGGUAGCAGCAUGCUAUAGGGGAUGCUUUUCAGCAGCAGGGACUGGGAGACUGGUAAGGAUAAGAGGGAACAAUGAAUGGAGCCAAAUGAAGGCAAAUCAUUGAGAAUGUGCUUGAGUGCAAAUGACCUUAAAGUGGGGCAAAGAUUUGCGUUCCAACAGGACAAUGACCCCUAGCAUUCAGUCAAAGCAAUGCUGGAAUGGCUUCAGAACAAGAAUGUGAACGACCUUGAGUGACCCAGCCAAAGCCCAGACUUGAAUUACAUUUUUAAAAAUCUGUGGAAAGACUGCAAUUCACCGCUGCUCCCCAUCUACCUUAAUAGAGCUUAAGAAAAUCUGCGUGGAGGAAAGGAGAAUAUCCCCAAUUCAGAUGUGCAAAGCUGAUACAGACAUACCCAAGACGACUCAAGGCUGUAAUCGCCACCAAAGGGGCUUAUACAAAGUAUUGACUCAGGUGUGUGAAUACUUGUGCAAAUUAGAUUUCUAUACUGAAAUCAAAUAUAAACGCAACAUGUAAAGUGUUUGUUUCAUGAGCUGAAAUAAAAGAUCCCAGAAAUAUUCCAUAAUCACAAAAAGCGUAUUUCUCAAUAAUGUUGUGAAAAAAUGUAGUUUAUAUCCCUGUUAGUGAGCAUUUCUCUUAUUGCCAAGAUAAUCCAUCCACUUGACAGGUGUGGCUGAUUUUAAAUAGCAUGAUCAUUACACAGGUGCACCUUGUGCUUGGGACAAAAGGCCACUCUAAAAUUUUAGUUUUGCCACACAACACAAAGCCACAGAUGUCUCAAAUUUUGAGGGAGCGUGCAAUUGGCAUGCUGCAGGAAUAUCCACCAGAGCUGUUGCCAGAAAAUUGAAUGUUAAUUUCUCUACCAUAAACCACUCCAAUGUCGUUUUAGAGAAUUUGGCAGUAUGUCCAACCAGCCUCACAACCGCAGACCAUGUGUAAUCACGCCAGCCCAGGACCUCCACAUCCGGCUUCUUCACCUGCUGCGGGAUCGUCUGAGACCAGCCACUCGGACAGCUGAUGAAAGAGAGUUUGCACAACCAAAGAAUUUCUGCACAAACUGUCAGAAAACUUCAGUGAAAGUUCAUCUGCGUGCUCGUCGUCCUCACCAGGGGCUUGACCUGACUGCAGGUCAACCAUUGAGCAUGUUUGGAAUGCUCUGAAUCAACGUGUACGGCUGCGUGUUCCAGUUUCCUCCAAUAUCCAGCAACUUCACACAGCCAUUGAAGAGGAAUGGACAAAACUCCACAGGCCACAAUCAACAGCCUGAUCAACUCUACGCGAAGGAGAUUUAUCGUGCUACAUGAGGCAAAUGGUGGUCAUACCAGAUACUGACUGGUUUUCUGAUCCACACCUCUACUUUUUCUUGUAUAUAUUUUUUAUUAAAGGUAUGUGUUACCAACCGAUGCAAAUCCAUAGAUUAGGGCCUAAUGAAUUCAUUUCAAUUGACUGAUUUCCUUAUAUGAACUGUAACGCAGUAAAAUCUCGUUGUAUGUUGCGUUUUAUUUUUGUUCAGUGUAUAUUUCAUUUUCAAUAUGUUUUUUUACUUUGUCAUGUUAUAGGGUAUUUGUACAUUUAAUUAUUAAUCCAUUUUGAAUUCAGGCUGUAAGACAACAAUGGAAUAAGCCAAAGGGCAUAAAUAACCUUUCUGAAGAUGCUGUAGGUCUUUACUGACACACUUGCACACAAACACACACACACACCAAUCCAUGAUCCUUAGAUGCCAGGACACCUCUGUUCCUCUUAAGAUGCCAUCCCUGUGUGUGACUGGAGACCAAUCACUCACUUACCGACUCCACGGAGGGAUGGCUGGGUUCGAUCCUCUCUGUCUAUCUCUCUGUUCUCUGGUGUGUGUUAUUUCCUCUGGUGUUUGUCUUCUCUCUGCACAGGGUGUUCUGCCUGCUCCUUUCCUCUCUCCCUGGCAGCGCUCUCACCAGGGGACCCUGCGGGCAUGCAUGCCCCACCACAGCAGACAGAGAGUGGAACAGCUUGUGCAUUACAUCAGCGAUACAGCGUGCCUCAAAUACUACAGCCUUCCAGGCCAUGGCCCAACAGGGUGCACCAAUCCCACUCCCAGGAAAGAUUAACAAACUCAGCCCACACCGAGGCCCCCAGUGAGCUGGCCUCCUCUAACCCUGGCUGUGGCUGGGGGGACAGUCUGGCCAGCAGGGCCCAGAACAGCUCCCGCUCUGGCCUGGCUUGCCCCAGCCCUGCUUCCACCCCUCCUGCUGGCUGUUUCCCUGGCUCAGAAGAACUUAGCCUCUUGCUCAGCACCCAGCUGAAGCUCAGUGACUCCGAGGGUCCGGAGGGCCAGACAUGUUCUCCUCCCCACCCUGGAUCAAGACUCAGGCUGGACUCAGCCAAAAGGAUCCCUCCACCUUGUCUCUCGCAGUCCCCCGGCUCUCUGAAGAAAGCCUCCAUCCCUAAGAGGCCACAUGAAGGCCCCACCACCACAACCACCACCACCCAGAUGUCCAUGGCAGGCUUCCCCAGGGUGGUGAGAGGAAUCCAGGGUAGGGGUGGUCUCAGGCCGGGCCACAUAGCUCCACAGUUCAGGCUGAGUCUGCUCCCACCUGCUUCCAGAGGUCAACCCUGCUACAGUUCCACACCCCAGUCAUCUGCCUCCUUUCUGGGCCCUGCCCUGCCCGCCUUCCCCCGGACCAGAGCACCCAGACAGACUCCAGGCCUCAGAGAACCAGAGAGUGGUGGUCUCAAGGCCAGAGGUCUAGGCCCUCCCACCCUCUUACGACUCCCCAAGCCAAAGGGCCACUGAUUGCUUUCUCUCAAUUCUCAAACAGUGCCCUCUAGUAAGGCCAUUCAGCACCACCCUCUACCCACUCAGACCCAAAAGAUCAGACUUCUUCUAGAGGCUUCUGACCUCCCCUUAGUAAGGUUACCAUGUCUACCCUGUGAGAAAGGAUGACAUGCAGACUUAUAAUAUAUAACCCAAAAUAAUAUUUUAUCUAACCUCUUCCAAUAAGAAUCACUCAAGGUCAGAAAAAAAAAUUGGCCCAUGUACACAUUUGAUAUCGUCUCAGACGAAGAAGUCAAGCAUAACACCAUAUUGUUUAUCCCCCCCCAAAAACACUUGCUUCAACACUAUCUGUACGCAGAUAAAUAGAUUGUUGUUUUUGUGAAGUUCUGUUUCAAAGUGGGAACUGGCAGGAUGCUUAACGUUAUAUUCCCUCCAGCCCCAACAAGCUACAAUUGCAACUUUACUUUCUGGCCAAAACUUUUCCCAAGAUAAUGAACAUGCUUAGGAACACUGUGUUAUCUGGCCCCAAUAUAGCAUUUAUUGUUACUUAUACAUACUCAGUUGGGUUGGACUUUAUAGGGCUUGACAUUAAUGCUUGUCUGCUUUCCCCCCCCAAAAAAUUGGUUAUGAAGAAUGAAGAUUUAAGUUGUCCGACUGGACAAGUAAAAGAAAAUGUUUAGUAUAAAAAAAAGUCACAAACAAUUAGGCGAAUCCGAUCAGAAUUGGAUCAGUGUCCUCCUAAUCUCUGCAGAGCGCUUUAGAGUAUAAUUAUUGUAGGCCUGCAUUGACUGGCACAAGCGAUCUUUCAAUCAUGCAGUCACGAGAUGCGUUUUUGAGAUCAAAGCAAGCCGCAUGUGCACAUGUUGAUAUUCAUUGCUAGUUAGUGAGUUAUUUGCCCAGUUAUAGCUCUUUUGUGGUCGACAAUGAAAAUGCUGGAAAAGUUUGCAUCACCUUGUCAGAGGAGAGCUACAUUUGACGAACACAAAUGUCGAACACAGUUGAUACGUGUGCACAGUUGAUGAAACCAAUUCUGCAUACUCCGGUUGUAAAACCGUCUCGCAAGCGCUAAAAUCCUCUCCUAUUCAAUGCUGGCCAUGUAUAAUACUGGCCAUGUAAUUCUGCCAAAGUCUAAGAAUAUAUAUUUUUAAAUAGCUUAAUUGACAAGUAAUUCCUAUGCUGUCAAGAUUUUCAUUGAACACUGAAUAUUUUAACCUUACAAAUAGAUAAACAAGUGACUUGAGCUUUCGGACAAGUAAAAAAACAGUUCAACUUGUCUGAAGGACAUGUGGCUAAGAAAGUUAAUGCCAAGCUUUACUUACUGAACAACUGCCUGUAUGUAGUGGUUGGGCUUAGUAUAACUUUGAUUUGUCUGUAGACGGGAACUUUAAUUUACCUGAUAUAAUCUCUGCGUAACUGUGGUAGAGGGAUUAAGGCAAUAUAACACAGUGGAACGGUUACAGGAACAGAGCAUCUCUUGACUUGAAGGGGAACAUUUGGUUGUAUAGACUAGAGAAUAUAGUUUGUUACUUCAGAUAUUGUCCCUCUGGCUAAACUGGGGGGGGGGAUUCUACUUGCUGAGUGAUGUUCUAAAGUCCCCCUUGCUACACAGCCAGUAUUAUGUCUCUCUCACAGGAGGUUGGUGGCACCUUAAUUUGGAGGGGGGCUGGAGAGGAAUCAUUGGAAUGGUAUCAAAUACAACACAUGGUUUAUGAGCCGUUAUCCCCGCAGCAGCCUCCUGUGUUCUCUGGUUUUGAAACACCUUUAUUAUUUCUGCCUUGUACCCUGAGAAUGCCUUACGUUUUUAAGUGCACUCUCAAAAGUAGCUGUAUGUUUCACUGUACCCUUCUGUCUGCCGAUAGUCUGUAUCUGUCUUUGUCUGUGUGGUGGUGCAGUUUGAUUGCGACACGGGGACAACAAAGAGAUCAGAGGAGCCAUCUUGUGCAAUUGGUGCUCUCUGAGCCACCUUUGUUCCCCCUGUGCUUCCAUCAUGAGCAGGUCUAGUUUGGUCUGUGGGUAGAGGGUCACCCACAUGCUACCUUAAUGAGGCUGCACCAGAGAAGAGCUCAGCCCAACUACACAGCAGACGUGCUUCAGGCCCAGGUCCCUGAAUAGAAGGGGACAGAAAGAAAGAUAAAUAAUUUCCUAGCAUGAAACAAUGUUGCUGGUGUAAUGCAGAGGCUGGCGGCAACUUCCACGUGAUUCCGUAAUGAUUCUGAGUCUGAUACAGUUGGCAUGGUAACACGGCUGAGUGGCACAGUGGAGGGGUGUGAGGAUGUCGAGUGGGUUACGCACACGCUCAGUGUGUCCCUGUCGACAGCAGGGCCAGGCAUGCUCCUUUGACAUCUGCUGAGACUUAACUCUCCAUUUUAAUUUUAAUUUUUUAUUGUUCACUACUACUUCUCUCACUCCUUUCUCAAGGUGAUAGACUUACAAUGAGUGCAUCACGGUGGGGCAGAGUGUCAAGGAGGAUGGAGAGGGACACAAUGACUCUCAUUUGCUUUUCUUCAAAGCCAUCAUGUCUAACUACUUCCUGGUCUGUUACUAUGUUUAGUCCUUGAGAGCUUUAAGUAGUAGCCAAUGGGCACCAUUUGUACCCUUGACCUUUCAGGUCCUUAUUUCCUUGACGUCAUAACUGAUCUUUUGAUCCCAAGUCAGUUGGCUGAGUGUACGUUGUAGAAUGAGCGGAACGUCACCCAGUCAAAACUAUCUCAAAGACUAGAAAUAAAAAUGCCUAUUUCUGUAACUUAAUUUGGCAUUUCUUCUUCCCCAGCUAAAGCUUUACAUGUUUUUCUAUGCAACACAGUUGUGCCCUAGUCAUGGAAGAUAAGUCACAGUGGUACAUUUAGUCAUGGGCAAUGAGCUGGUCGCCUCCAUGAACCCUUCUCGUUAUGGGCAUAUGUAAAGCCAGAUGUAAGUGUACUUGAUAUCUGAAACACUUGUUUUGCCGCCACCAAGUAUUUGUCUUCCCAUUCCUACAUGAUUGGAAGCCAUGCCCCAUAAUGGUCAUCACGAGCACUCACCUUAUACGUUUUUGUCAAGCGCUUUGAAGUGCUUUCUGCAGCAACCCUACAACGCAUGCGUACAACAUCACCCUGAUCUGAAUCUGCCUCGGGACCUGUUAAACGUCACCCCAAAUCAACUCUGCUGUUUGGAAUGCACGGCUGCUUCCAAUCCCACCCAGAUAAGAACUAAAUACUUUUUAUACAUUUGAUCUCUUCAAUGAUGAACAAACAAACAAACUAUUUGAGGUUUGUCGGGAUGAGGAAGAGAUUAAUUUAAUCAAUUCCUGUUUGACAGUCAGAGUCCUUGACUUAAAGGAUUUAGAAUGUUCAGGGGGAAGGAAUAUUUAGUUUUUAAUGUUAACAAGAUCUUAACAGAAGCCCUAACAUGUUUGUCUCUGAGAUAUUCUCACCCAAAACCCCCAAAAUAGGAGUGACUUAAAGUUAUUGAGAAGGGUUGAGACUUGUUAGUCAUGCAUUAUUAUUUUUUCGGUUGUCUAGCUUUGCUUGGCUUACCAUAUUAUGGUAUGUAGAUUAACAAAUGUCAAGUAAAUAACUUGCCCUCAAAAUGACUGCAUGGGAUAGCAUCACGUAGCAGUAUUCACCGUAAAGCACUCUUGCUGUUCUUGUGUAUUACAGAAGUGCCUGCUUUUGUGACUUCCUUUUCCGCAGUCCUGAACAUAACAUUUUGGUAUGUAGAUGAGUGUGGUUCUGGAGCUUGGUCCCACUGCCCGGCUGUGUUGCUGAAAGAGGAAGGAGGUCUGCCUUGGGUUCACAGGUGAUUCCCACUCCUUGCUGCAUCUGGCUAUCAGAUGUUAGAAUGCCAGCCUCACUUAGUAUUCACUGUCCCAGACUCACACAGACAACCUGUUCUGAUUGGGAAGGGCAAACCUGUUUGUCUGUCUCACUACAGAAGCAUCCUCUGUAUUCAAAAAGCAGGCCAAGCUAUGCUUCCAAUGUUGUCUCAGCUCUGACGUUUUGAAUUUCAAGUGUUCAGAUUUGCUUUGCUGCUCACAAGGACAAUGCACUCUGGUGUGCCCCCUUGUCCUUGUGAGCAGUCUUAAGUAGAUCUGCCGCUGUGCUGCUCGUCUUUUCACGAGUUUAGAACAAAUCUCAGUUUUUAAGCUCAUUUCACUUUUUUUCCUCUUAUUUUUUUUAAACUGGAAAUGUUGAAACAGUAGUUUAAUUCAUGAAAUUACAUUGUAAACAGUGGCAUGUGUUUGCUGCUCAUUACGAUCUGUUUAAUGUCCCUCAUUAUCUCAAAUGGCACCCCAUUCCCUUUUAUAGUGCACAAAAUUUGACCAGAGCCUAAUGAGCCCUUGUCAAAAGUAGUGCACUAUAUAGGGAAUAGGGUGCUAUUUGGAGUUGUCGCCCCCCCACCCACCAUUUCACAGAUGUUGGGGCCUAGAGUAGUCCCCGACCUUGUGACCUGCCAAGGAAAAAUUGGGCUAUCACUACCCCAGUUUUUUUAAAUGUAUACUUCUGGUCAGGUCACUUGGUAAUUAGAAAGUCCUGGCCACUUAUCUGAUGGACAGUGAGGACUGGGUUCAGGUCCAUAAUCUUCUGCUUUGUUGUCGUCUGAUAUCACUGCUGUGAACUUAAACGCCAUAACAUGAGUCUGUCUUGAAUACACUAAUCAAUAUGGCAGAUGUACUGUAUGACGACUGUUCUGUUUCUUUCGCCUCGCUAGCAUCACAUUGACUGUACAUUGUACUGUAUAACUUAUUUUCCUCACCUACGACAGGAAAUUAAAAUGGAGAGACUCUGCUCAGAGGAUCGGUUGUGUUUCCUCAUGUAUUUGUGUUUAUCUUCCUGCCACUUCUGUUUUAAUUCCAUGUUUGCUAUACUGUUAUUUAAUGUGCAAUACGUUAACGAUUGAGAGCAUACUGUUGUACACAAUACUAAUGAUUUAUGUCUAUCCAAUAUCUAUGUCUGUGUAAUUGUCACUGUGAGCUUGUCAAAAAAGAAACAUCUCAAUCUGAAAUGCACUUUAAAUGGUUGUGUUGAGACUGAAUAUGAAUGAAUGAACUUAAAUGUGUUGAACUACUUUUUGUUUUGAUUCUGCUCCCCACCCUUUUUGCUGUGAUCUCUCUGAGGCUACGGAGUGGCUGAGCGCUCAAAUAAAGACUGCACUCAAUCUA
Messenger RNA from Oncorhynchus keta (chum salmon), 8736 nucleotides. RefSeq lists its product as uncharacterized. The transcript is spliced from 4 exons. The coding region runs from base 2793 to 3614 and encodes 273 amino acids. NCBI's taxonomy places the organism in Eukaryota, Metazoa, Chordata, Actinopteri, Salmoniformes, Salmonidae. The record is from RefSeq and is a predicted model, not a curated record.